Oldenlandia corymbosa var. corymbosa is the source of this 2959-nucleotide messenger RNA. The record is from the annotation of a GenBank genome assembly. Lineage: Eukaryota; Viridiplantae; Streptophyta; Magnoliopsida; Gentianales; Rubiaceae.
AGAAAAGAAGGGAAAAUUAAUAAAAAGAAGAAGAAGAAAAACGAAAAACUGAAAGAAGACUCUUUCACGCACACAAUCAAACACAUAGCGUGAAUCCAUCUGAUUGCCAAAAAAAUUCCGAAGAGCUGAAGUCGUCGUCGUUGAAUUUCACUUUAGCAAAGAUGCACGGCGGCCCGUCUGGUUUCAGUAUGUUUUUCUGAUCCCUUUCGCACUUGUAUAAUCUGUUUACCGGAUGGGAAGUAGAAGUUUGAUUUGUAUUUGGGAUUUUUGAGUUGACAGACAAUGCACCAGUGACAAGAACCUUAAUGAUCGCAUGCACCCUUUUCACCUUCCUGUUCGGGAUCCAGGGUCGCUCAAACAAGCUUGGGUGGUCCUAUGAAGACAUUGUGAAGAAGUUGCAAAUUUGGAAACUGAUCCUUUCAGUUUUCGCAUUUGAAUCGGCACCAGAACUUAUAUUUGGACUGUAUCUGCUUUAUUACUUUCGUGUAUUCGAGAGGCAAAUUGGUUCUAAUAAGUACUCUGUAAGUGGUUGUUCCAACAUAAUUAUUUGUUCUGGUUUGAAUUAAAAUGGGCAACCUUUUCCAGUAGUGUGUGAAUACCAGUUUCAUAACUUUAAAUUCUUACUGGACUGAUGAAUUACCAUCCUUUUAGCUGUUCCUGUUGGCACUACUGUCUACUCAAAGUUCUUAUUGAUAAAUAGUUGUACUCUAAUCAAAUAAAGCUUUAAAAAGAAAGAACUUUUCCAAUCAAUUUUCUUCGCUAAAUUUAUUUGAGGCAGCUGCACUAUUAUGAAGCCUUGAAUUUUGUUUUCUCACCCACUUGAUUAUCAUUUCAUAAGUCAGGUUAUUUUUUAAAAACCAGUUUCCCCAGUUUUGCUUUAGUUUGAUUCUCUACUGUAGCAUCUGUCACUGGACCCUAGGUUAAUGUAUCUGAAGUUAAUUUCAACAUUUUUCGUUUUCAAAAUUUGGACCAUAUCUUAAUUAUCAAACAAGUUGUUUUCUUUUGCAAAAGGAGGAAAAUGUUGUGUGUCGAAUGCAAUCACAUUCUUUAAAAACAUUUCAGUUUUUGUUGUGUAUUACAUCCUUCAAUUGUUUUAACUUAGUGAAAUAUUUGGGGCCAUGUUUUAUAUGAUGAUUCCCAUGUGAUUUUUUGAAAACCAUGGUUUCUGUGAUUUUUACAUAAUUGUUCACACUGUAUGUCUGUCAAAUCCAUUUUACUCAACGAUGUAAUACAAGAAUCUAGAAUUGUUCUUACCUAGUUGUCUUUGCAGGUCUUCAUCUUGUUUUCUGCUAUCAUGUCGUUACUGCUACAGAUCCUUGGGUUGAGAAUCAUUAAUGAUUCCUCCUUGAACAUUCUCACGUCUGGUCCGUAUGGCAUCCUUUUUGCUUCGUUUGUUCCCUUUUAUCUGGACAUACCAGUCUCAACACGGUUCCGUGUCUUUGGCCUUCAGUUCUCUGAUAAGACUUUUAUAUAUGGAGCUGGUCUUCAGCUUCUUUUUUCAUCAUGGAGAAGAUCUUUAUUGCCAGGGAUUUGUGGCAUUCUUGCUGGCUCUUUUUAUCGGAUGAAUGUUCUCCGCAUACGCAGGAUGAAGUUCCCAGAUUUUAUUGCUUCUUUCUUUUCAAGACUUGCAUUGCCUUCUAGAGGAAGUACAUCACCUACAGCAACGGCAAGGAAUCCCCUGGGAAGUGUGCCAUCCUUUGCAGGUCGCCAGGUAGAGGGAAACUAUCCUGCUCCUUUCCCAUCCACUGUGGAUCCUCCUGAGGAUUCCAUUGCUACCCUUGUGUCUAUGGGUUUCGAUAGAAAUGCUGCGAGGCAGGCGCUGAUCCGUGCUAGAAAUGAUGUUACUGCAGCUACAAAUAUCCUUCUCGGGUCAGAGUAAUGCUUGACUUUGAAACAUUCCCCUGAUACGAAAGAAAUGCAACAUGGAUUUUGGUGUGAAUGAGUAGCUACACAAACAGAAAAGGGACGGCUGGGGAAAGUUCGAUCAUUUUGAGACUCAGCUGGACUUAAUCAUCCGCACGGGGAAUUUAUUUACCUCCAUAUGGUGCCGUAGCUCAUAGUCCCGUAACUUAUGUCUGAAAAGAGAAACAGUAAAAUUGUUUCGCAAAAUUGUGUAGGAAAAUUCUUGUAGACAAGCUGUUAAUAACAUAGUACUCUUGAAACAUCUCCGUGUAUCUAUCAAAUAGCCUAAUCUUUUGUGAAGGAGGAACUAGUUCAUUAGACAAUGAUCAAAGAGUAAUUUGUUUUUUUUUUUUUUUUUUUGGUAAUUCUGAGAACCCCACUAGAGAUGUUAAAUCCACGCCAUUGUAAUAGUCUGCAAAUCACAGUAGUAGGUAAACAACGUUAGGCAAGUCUGGGGUGACAAGCUUGGGUGUGAAAUCGAGGAUCAAAGAGUAAAUUUAAUCAACAUAUUUAUUGUAAACCUAUUGAAUUUCGUUGGCUCUGUAUUUAUGGCGUAAAUCGAAUGAAGUUAAUGAUGCCAACAAAUGUCGUUGUUGAUGGCGAUUUGAAAUGAUGCUCGGAAACCUCAAACGGAUUCAGUACUUAGUGAAUUCCAUGGUAUCCGGCUUUUGGAAAGGGAGUUCCUGCUAGAACAUACCUUGUUGAAAUGAUAAUCUUUGUGCCGAUUUACUUGCAAAGACGCUGGGAACAUACUGGGUUUGGGUUGCAAUUCCCAAGUAGUAUUUUGUUGCUAGAUCUGGAAGAUACAGAUAGCCACACAAUUUUCUUUUGCUGCAACUAUAGGUGGGAAACCUUCAUAUACGAAAGCAAUAGAAGAAGUAAUCAACCGUCUUGGAUAUCCAAGAAGGUUUGAUCCUUUUUAGGUGUGAUUGAACCAUGAAUCUUACAAGUUAUUUCUUUUUUGGCUUUUUGCAACAUAUUUUUGCCCUUUUGCAGCACAGCACUCAACCUUCCUCUUCACCCUACCUAUUGACAUUUGGUGAUGCAUGUCCAAUUC